This is a messenger RNA of Photinus pyralis (common eastern firefly), 2011 nucleotides long. RefSeq names its product zinc finger CCCH domain-containing protein 10-like. Gene Ontology annotation, molecular function: metal ion binding. The record is from RefSeq and is a predicted model, not a curated record. The transcript is spliced from 7 exons. Lineage: Eukaryota; Metazoa; Arthropoda; Insecta; Coleoptera; Lampyridae. The coding region runs from base 446 to 1813 and encodes 455 amino acids.
UUGCAUGUUAAAUCAGCUUACAUUACGAUUAAUUGACAAAACCUACAUAAUCCGCAACUAAUAUUGAAGCCGGGUUAUCCGCAAACUGUGGCACCUGGAUAAACGAGAGUCAACUGUAGUUAAUUUACAAUAGUUUAACCGCUGUCCUCUGGAAAACCUAAUGGAUCUGUGAAAUAAGAAGGCAUUUGACUCAAAGAGAAUUCUAAGCAAAUUCUAGAUUCGUAGCGUUUCAGUAUUCCUUAUUUCAUGGAACCUUUCCAGGUUUUAUACGUCCUUUUCAGAUUGGCCCAUGCUCUUUUUGAAUCUUCGCUAAGGUUUUUUUUUAUAAGAAACACUGCAGUCAACUGACCUAAAUUAUUUGGUAGUGCUUAUUAUUCGAUAUCUUAGCUGUAGAUUCAUCCAUUGUACACCAGAUGAAGAAGAUGAAUAUAAAAAAAAUGGCGAAAUGUCGAAUCAAAUACUAGCGGAAGCAACGCGCAAAGCUCAGUUACCUGGUACUUAUCCAGUUUGUAAUCAGUAUCGAAAAGGUUUAUGCAGGCGAGUCUUGUGCAAAUUUCGACAUAUAAGCAAAGAAGAGGAGGAGGCAGAAAUUUUGGAUAUCAUACACACUAAUACGCAUACUAAGCACUGCUUCGAUCUUCCUAACUUUAUUGUAAAUAAUAAUUUAGAUAGUUCUCAUUCUAAAGUUAUAAUCACACAACCAGGGAUCUCGAGGUGGAGUAAUGUUCCACUGGAAGAAACCGAAGUUGGUCCUCCGGCUCCAAAGCGGCGCUUUAUAGCAUCAAAUGAGAUAGAGUACCUGGAUAGUGAUUGUAACAGAAGGCUCCCAUUGUUUAAAGGUUAUUUUGCUGGAAGUCCUCCGAUGUUAAGUGGUGUUGAUGCGAGAACGAUAAUGUUAGAGGAAGAGAAUAGCUUGCUUCACAAAGAAAUUGCGCAACUUAAACGACAGGUAUCUGACUUGACGGCCACAAAUGAAUUCCUCCUAGAUCAAAAUGCUACAUUACGAGUUUCAAGCAAACGUAAUGGGUCAGUGUCCGUGCCGGCUGUAACAAUCACCAAUACUUUACCACAGAAUAACACUCCUCCUCAAGCGCAGCAAGUGAUUCGUACCGUUACAGCAAGUGUAGCCACAGUUCCAGUGUCUAUAGCAACUGUAUCUACAGGCACUCCUGUGUCCGCAAAUCAUGUGUCAAUUGCUGGAUGUCCGGCCGUUAGUAUCGCGCCUGCGCAAAUUUUGGCACCUAGUCAGCAAAUACUUGUGACAACUAAUCCUCCAUCUCAAUUGGCAAUAGCAAACAGUUCCCAAGCGCAAUUGGCGAUCGCGCAGCAGAAUCUCGCCAAUAAUUUGGCGGCCCAACAAGGCCAAUCGCAGUUAACAUCUCAAGCCCAACAACUGGCACUGGCAAGUUCACAGCAGCUAACCUCACAAGCCCCGCAUGUCGCCAAUCAGCAACUGGUCCUCGCCAGUGCGUCUCAAGGUCAACAGCUCACAAUCGCAAACAGCACGCAACAACUCGGUCAGCAACUAACGUCCCAGGCGCAACUUACGUCUCAAGCUCAACAGUUAGCGUUGGCAAAUACCCCGCAACAAUUGGCAGUCGCCAAUGUCUCUCAACAGUUAGCCCUUGCCAGUACCAACCAACAAUUGCUGGCACAACAAAAUUUGGCUUCCACGCAACAGCUGGAACUGCAUAGAAACAAUCAAAUCACUGCGAUAAACACUUCCCAGGCAAUUGCACUGUCAAAUGCCACUCAACCGAUGGUUUCGUACCCAAUUAUGACUCAAAGUAUGACCCACGCUUUGACACAUUAGCAACUGUAUCUUCACUGUGAUAUAGCAGUAAAGAAGUGUAAUUUUAAUUACCUCUUAGACUAGAUUUGUUUAAUUGAAAAACUUCAGUGCGUAUGAACUUAAAGAAAACUUCAAGAGUUUGCCAUCCUAGUAAGUAGGUAAACUUUAAGAAGUAGAUAGUCCUGCUCGAAGUUCUAAAAUAAAAACUGUAUUUGGUAA